Molecule: messenger RNA, 1106 nt
Organism: Cornus florida
Lineage: Eukaryota; Viridiplantae; Streptophyta; Magnoliopsida; Cornales; Cornaceae
Product: protein HEAT INTOLERANT 4
Exons: 2
Coding region: 371-808 (145 amino acids)
Source: RefSeq, a predicted model, not a curated record
CUUUUCACCACUUUCUCAAUGCCCUGUUUCUUCUCUACACUUCUUCUAUGCAGUCCUCUCUGCCUCUACCUCCGCCUUUUACUCUUUCGCUUAGCUAUUUAACUUCCAAAAGCAGAUACUAGUUUCUUCAAAUCUCAAUUUAUUUAUUUAUAUGUAUUGUUCUCUGAUCUGGGUCUUCAUUUGUUCAUACUCAGAUCAUAGUUAAAGCCACUCACUUUAGUCUCUGAUUAUCUACUCUCACUACUAUUGCAACCAUCGAUAUAUGUCAACUUAUCUGCUAUUUGGGUUUUCUAUUGGAGAUGCAAAUGGUGGCUGUUUCUUAUGAGAUAUAUUUAUAAGUUUGAGAUUUAUUACAAGAGGUGUUCCUAUUAUGGGUAGAGGUAGAGGAAAAGGGAAGAAACAGAAUGCUACUACUGCUCGUGAGGACGCUGGCACUGGUGAGGAAGAAAAGAUUCCGACAUACAGGAGAAGAGGAAGGCCACAGAAACCUUUGAAGGAUGAAAUUGAGGAAGAAGAAGAAGCCCAGAAGUUAGAAGAAGAAGAGGAAGACGAAGAAGAAAACGGUGAGAACACAAAAAGUUCUCUCUCUAACAAAGACCUGAAAAAUCAGGAUGCUGCGGAGAAUGGAAGGAAGAGGAAGAGGUCUUCACAGGUCAAGGGGAAUCCAAAUCCCAUCAAAGAGGAGAACGGCGCGGGGACCAAAACUAGCACUGACGACUCAAUUAGGUUUAAUGGAUUCAGACAAAAUGGGAGCAGGCGGAAAAACAAGCCUCGACGGGCUGCUGAAGUAGGUGUGAAGUGCAAAUGAGAUUCAGGUUGGCCGUCAAUGUGACUCUACCUUAUUUUGUCAUAUGUUUUUUCUUUUUGGUAAUCUGGUGUCCUGCCCAAAUGUUGCUUUCAAUCAAAUGGGUGGUUUCUAUUGGGAGUUUUGAAACAGAUUAUACUGCUAGAAUCUUCUCUCAAGCUAUCACCAUUAAAUAUUUCUGCGGUUUUUUUUUUUUGUAUUGUUCACUAUCAGUAAGUAAGCAGAAACUUCUUUUACCUGGUAAAAGUUUUUCAUUAUCACAUAUUUUUUUGUUGCAAUUGUACUAAUUAGCUUCGAGCUU